Molecule: messenger RNA, 702 nt
Organism: Crotalus tigris (Tiger rattlesnake)
Lineage: Eukaryota; Metazoa; Chordata; Lepidosauria; Squamata; Viperidae
Product: DLA class II histocompatibility antigen, DR-1 beta chain-like
Exons: 5
Coding region: 1-633 (210 amino acids)
Biological process (GO): immunoglobulin production involved in immunoglobulin-mediated immune response; antigen processing and presentation of exogenous peptide antigen via MHC class II; peptide antigen assembly with MHC class II protein complex
Cellular component (GO): MHC class II protein complex; membrane
Molecular function (GO): MHC class II protein complex binding
Source: RefSeq, a predicted model, not a curated record
AUGAACAAGGAGUAUCUCCGCUUCGACAGCGCCCGCGGGGAGUUCGAGGCCGUCACGGCGCUGGGGGAGGUGGAUGCGGAGGCUUUCAACAGGGAUAAGCGCCUCCUCCAGUACUGGAAGGCCAGAGUGAAUCGCUUCUGCCGAAGCAACUACGAGGCUCUCCAGGGCGGCCCCUUGAUUGGCCGGAGAGCCAAGCCCACCGUCUCCAUCUCCCCCACCAAGCUGGACCCCGCUUCCCCCCACACCAUGCUCCUCUGCAUCGUGAGGGGCUUCUACCCUGUGGAGAUUGAGGUCCGGUGGCUGAAGAACGGGCGGCCGGAGGAGGAGGGCGUGGCCUUCGGGGAGGAGCUCCAGAAUGGAGACUGGACCUACCAGCUCCAUGUGAUGCUGGAGACCCAGCCCCAGCGUGGAGACAUCUACACCUGCCAGGUGGAGCAUGCCAGCCUGGAGGCCCCCAUCACCGUCCAGUGGGAGCCCCGAUCCUCCAACUCUGCCAAGAGCAAACUCUGGACGGGGAUCGUGGCAGCCGUGAUCGGGGUGAUCUUCUUUGCCAUGGGGCUCUCCCUCCACCUGAAGAGCAAGAAAGCAACUCCCAUCCAGCCUCCUCCAGGUGAGUUUCUCUUCAAGUUAUAGAUGUUUCUUUAAUAUUCCUUAAUUGACCCUUUUUUAAAAAAAAAUGUUCCUGAACAAAACCUCCUAGCU